AUGGCAUUGAAUGCGCAAGAGUCGAAGGUGGUCCUGCACCUCCAUGACACUUCGAAAGGGACGGCGCACAGUGAAUAUGUUGAAGACGUCCAGCCCGUCAGCCACGCUAUCCAGCUGGCUGAAGACAUGGCCAACGCCGAGUACCGCCCCUUCAGCCGUUCUAUGCUGCGGCUCUACGGCUGCCUGGCCAUUGCCUACCUGUGUGGAUGCCUCAACGGGUACGAUGGCUCUCUGAUGGGCGGUCUCAACGCUAUGUCCACGUACCAGAAGUACUUUCACAUGAAGACGGCUGGGUCAAGCACUGGCCUGGUCUUUGCCAUGUAUAAUAUUGGAUCCAUACCGGCCGUUUUCUUCUCCGGUCCCGUCAACGAUCACUUCGGCCGUCGAGCGGGCAUGUUUACUGGCGCCGUCAUCAUCAUCAUUGGCACCUGCAUCCAGGCUCCCUCGACCAGCCACGCGAUGUUCUUGGGGGGCAGAUUUGUUCUUGGCUUCGGUGUCAGCUUCUGCUGUGUCAGUGCCCCCUGCUAUGUCAGUGAAAUGGCUCAUCCAGUGUGGCGUGGAACCUUGACUGGCCUGUACAACUGCACUUGGUAUAUUGGCUCGAUUGUCGCCAGCUGGACCAUUUAUGGAUCCUCAAAGAUACGCCACAGCUAUGGCUUCCGCAUCCCUAUCUGGUGUCAACUUCUGUCCUCCGUCGUUGUGGCGGCGGGCGUUUUCUUCCUCCCAGAAUCCCCUCGGUGGCUCAUGGCGCAUGACAGACAAGACGAGGCGAUCAAAGUCCUGGCGAGGUAUCACGGCGAGGGCUCCGAGAACCACCCCGUGGUAAAACUGCAGCUUGGAGAGAUGCGCCACCAAAUCAGUACCGAUGCCUCGGACAAGACAUGGUGGGACUAUCGGGGCUUGUUCAACACACAUUCCGCUCGUCGCCGCCUCAUCUGUGUUCUCGGCAUGGCUUGCUUCGGUCAGCUGUCGGGCAAUUCCAUCACCUCCUACUACCUGCCGGUGAUGCUCCAGAACGCGGGCAUUGCGUCCGAGAACACGCAGCUGAUUCUCAACGGCAUCUACCCUGUCAUCUGCUUCGUCGCCGCCAUCGUGGGUGCUAGGCUCCUCGAUGUCUGGGGCCGCCGGCCGAUGUUGCUGUACAGCACGGUCUUUUGCUCGGUGUGCUUCGCAAUCAUCACCGGCACAUCAAAGCUGGCGACAGAGCGACCAGAUGAUGCCUCGGCCGCCAACGCCACAAUCGCUUUCAUUUAUGUCUUUGGCAUUGUGUUCUCAUUUGCUUGGACUCCGCAGCAAUCAGCCUACAUUGCCGAGACUUUGGACACAACGACUCGUGCGAAGGGCACGGCCCUCGGCAACCUGGCCUCAUCGAUCUCGAGCACCGUCAUCCAGUACUCUUCCGGCCCUGCAUUUGCCAACAUCAGAUAUUACUUCUACCUCGUCUUUGUCUUUUGGGACCUCGUUGAGUGGUCGGUUAUGUACUUCUUCUUUCCCGAGACCAAAGACCGGACCCUCGAGGAACUGGCCGAAGUCUUCGAGGCUCCAAACCCGGUCAAAAAAUCACUGGAGAAGAGGAGUGCAGCAACGGUCUUGAACACUUUAGAUGUCAAAGGCCAUGCAGUUGUCAUGCAGGGAGAGGAGAAAGUGUAG
Cladophialophora immunda is the source of this 1650-nucleotide messenger RNA. RefSeq lists its product as uncharacterized. The record is from RefSeq and is a predicted model, not a curated record. Lineage: Eukaryota; Fungi; Ascomycota; Eurotiomycetes; Chaetothyriales; Herpotrichiellaceae. The transcript is spliced from 3 exons. Gene Ontology annotation, biological process: carbohydrate transport; transmembrane transport. Gene Ontology annotation, cellular component: membrane. Gene Ontology annotation, molecular function: carbohydrate:proton symporter activity. The coding region runs from base 1 to 1650 and encodes 549 amino acids.